AUGAGCAAUAGACUUUCAUCACUUUACCGCACGAAAUCCAACGAUACAACACACAAUGAGCAACAGUCGAAUCAUUCAGCACUAUCCACAACAAUCAAUAAUGGUACACGAACAAAUGGCCUUCGCAAGUUGGAAUCACACUCCAAGGACCUUUCAUUACAUGAUAUAAGCAUGAAUACGUCUCACUAUGAUCGAACCCAUAGCCACAACUCAUUAACAAUUUUUAAGCUGCAGGAUGCCGAUGACGUCGUUGAUUGGAUUGACAGUAUCAAAUCACGUUAUGAAAACUUGAAAUCAAAGCAGCGACAGGAGCUAAGCGAGUUGAUACAAAAAAAGCAGGAAGAGGACAUGAAAAGAAAAUUGAAAGUGGAUAUGCAACAAAGACAUUUUGAUGAUGAUUUUGUCAAGUUGGGCAAAUUACUUGCCUAUAGGGAUGCUGUGGAAAAACGGGAAAGAGAAACUACUUUCGCGCUGCGACAUGAAGUUCCAGAGUCUCGGUCUGAAAAAUUACAAUCUUUUCAUCGAUCUUCACUCUGGAAUCAUCAGAGGAACGAAGUUGAUUUAAGUGAUGACGUUGAUAUGAAGGAGUCAAACAAUGAAACUGUGGAACAAGAUGGAGAAGAAUAUGAACAAUCCUCUGAGGAUCAAGAGAUACAGAAAUUAGAAAAUUAUCCGAGUGGCACUAUAGGGCUUGACGAACGUGAAAUGAUUGAAAUCUCGUCUAGUGAAGAAUCGGAGGCGGAGAUAGUGCAUAAUAUGUAUGGCCAAUCACUACAUCCUUCUCGGAAUGAGUAUCAGGAAAACUAUCGCGGCGCCUCUGGGUCAAUUCAAACAUCUCAAGAGUUGUAUGAUUAUGGACACUCCAACUUUAGGAGAAUAGAUCCAUACGGCAGUAAUUUCGCUAACUCGGAUGAUGGACAAGAACGAUAUAGUGCGAGAGAGGAGCAUCUGCAAGAGGGAUUAUACGAGGACGAGCAAUACAGCGACGAGGAGGCUUACUCAGAAGAAGAGGAAGGCUAUUCGUCGAAAGAAUAUGACAACGAUGAUGGGUACAGAGAUAAUGAGGAUUAUAGAGAACAAUACCAACAGGAGAUAGAUAGGGGAUACGAUUACCGAACUGCGAAAGACUAUGCUUACUACACCGAAACAAAUCACCAUCCCCAAGGUUAUUUGGAUUCGCAAGCAAAAAGAGACGAGUCGCAGGAGUCUAGUUUCGAGCCUGUUGUCGAAGAAAUCUCUUCAGAAGAAGCCCAACCUGAUUACGAGAAUACCUCACCAAACAAGGCUGGGGAGGCGAUUGUGCAGCAUGUGCAAGACCUAGAAGAAGAGAAUGGUGGCAGUUACGAACCCGAUGAUGAUGAUGAAUUCAAAUCUAUGAUUCAAGUUGAUGACUAUCAACAUGAUUCUCGAAUGGAGGUGGCUCAAGUUGAUCUGCUGGGUGAAAGUAGUGUCGAUUCAGAGAUCGAGUCAGUGGAAUACACGGAAUACGCAUCGACCGAAGCGAGCUAUUCAAGACAACAUUCUGUUCCUAUCUCAAUUGGUGCUAGAUCAACCUCAUCCUGCUCGCAGUCUGAGCUGGAAAACAUGCCUUCAAAUUUUGAUUCACAAGCAGAAGCAUUCGCGGAUGAGGAGAAUGAAGAAGAUGACGACAAUGACGAAAAAUCACGUGUUUCUGCAAGCACAUACAGUACAUUAGUGGCUUUUGCUUCAAGGGCUCUAAGUGAUAGAUCAUCGCGCAGCUUCAAGGAAUCUCAUGCACAAUCGGGGUACAUGGCUGAUGCCGAAUACACUGAUAACAACCUCGCAAAAGCUUCAAAGGAGGAUGAAAUCGAUUCUGAUGCAACCUCGAAAGAUAAAGAUUUCCGAACCGAAGAGAUGGCCCCUGUUCCGGAUCCAUUUUACGCGCAAGAAUUGAACGAACACCGAAUGAAAGUCAAUGAUUUGGAUGAAAACAGAUCCGAAGGUUCUUUAGCUGACGAGAGUCAAUUUGAAUCACAUAAAAGUGAUUUCCAUGUUGACAGACGAGAGGAACCUGAUAAUGUUGCCGACACUAACGCACAAAAAGAGAUUGUUGUUCUGCAAUCUCAUAAUGGAGAGGUACCUCAAACUGUGUCAGCUCAAACGGAAAUGGCUGAAGCUCGAAUCGGUGAAGUUGAUGACAAAGCCGCAUACCUGAGUGAUGAGAAUCCUCCAGCGCCGAUAUUCAAAUCAAUUGAAGAAGAAGAAGAUCCUGAAACUGUGUUGCAAAAUCUAAAGGAGGCCGAAAAAAAAUACAACAUAAAGAUUGAUGCAGUUGAGGAUCUUGAGAGGAGUAUAAAGUCGUUCUCGGAACCACCUGAUGAGAGCAACCCAAAACGCAAAGAGCUCAAACUGGGCGCUUAUAUGUUAGAUGAUUUGAAUAAACAACUGGCACAAACUCAAGGUCCAAAUGAAGUGAGACGAAUCCCUGUGCCUGUGUUGGAAAGAAUUGAUGCUGACGUUAGCGAAACAUCUGCGUCAUUUGACGGUAAUUCUAGUGCCAUAGAACUGGACCAAAUGGAAGUAGAUGAUGAUCGAGAUGAAAUCGAGGUGGACAAUAUGGAGGUUGAAUCUGCGGAACAAGUUCAUAACAAGUCCUCUGAAUAUUUUAGCGGCAACAUAAAACCUCACGAGAGUAGUGUUCGAUCAGUUGUUGGUGUUUCUGAAAAGGAGUUUGACGGGGAUAGAGGACAAUUAGACGACUUCAUGGAAGAAUCACGCACAUCUGGACAAGGUAGAGAAGAAACGUCUCUACUAAACCCAAAUAACUCUUCCCAUACAGCAACCGAGCAUAUUGUUUCUGAAGAACCUGAGUUACAGGAUAUUGACACGCCGAUACUUGACACUGUACAUGAAUCAAGUUUUAUGACCAACGACAAUGAACCUACAACGGCAUUGGAUGAAGAUGAGGGGGUAUUUGGUGGAGACGAGCUCAACAGAGAUGAGUUUGAGAAAGAGGAAUCUCAUAACGACAUUCCAAUAGUGGAGACAACAAGCUCCGACGUAUCCGACCUGGCUGGGCUUGCUAAUGAAAAUGAUGAGGUCAUUAGCAUCAGCAGUGGUCCUGAUAGUGAAUACGAGGAAGUUACCGUGACAAGCACUGGCUCUGAUGUGCAAGAAGGUGAAGUCAACGUAAUUAGUACUGAUAGUAAUAGCGACGAAGAGGACCUUACUGUCAUUCAUAUUAAUUCAAGUGAUGAGGAGAAAGGCGAAGAAGUGAGAAACACAGAUGAAAAUGAGAUCAUUUAUGAGUCUGCUAGCUCGGGACAGCAUAUAGAGGAUCCAAGCACAAAGGAAACUACCACCACCACCAACGUACAGCUUGAAACAGGUUCAUUACGUCAUAGUGAAACUGACGAAGUAGUAUCGACUAGUAAUGCUCUUAUUGAGUCCAGUGAAAACGAGGAAACAGAGCUUCAACAACGUCAUUACGAGUUUGAGUCAACCAAUAGAGAUGCUUACAGCGAUCUCGUUCAAGACGUUUUAGAUCUAGCUCAUCAAUUAGCUGAAAACGGGGAUCAUGAAGAUGGUAUUCAAAAUGAAUCGUUUUCUGUGCUGGCUACACCGAAUGAUCUGCGUGUUAAGAGCGCAAGAGAAGGCUACUCGCGUGGAGUGCUGAAGAAAGAAAUCUCGCAUGCAUCAGCUGAGACCAAACUUAGUCCUUCAGAGAUCCGCAAGAGAUUACUUUCGAUUUUCCCCAAUAUUGGGCCAUUAACAAGUCUGGUUAGUGCGACUCAUACAGAAGUACCUGAACCAGUAAUCCGGGACUCGUCGAUGACUCAUGAUGAUGAAGGAGAUCAUGGAGCCAGAUCUACUGAAGUCUCAGUGGGAGAGAAAGCCCAAGGGGAAGAGUCUCGCGUGGAAUCUUCGGAUUCCGACCAACACCAAAAUCUGCGUAUUGCAGUCGUUGAUAAUCAAUUGCUCCCGACAGCCACUACCGAAGGCGUGGAGCGUUUCUUGCAAGAUGUAUAUCGCGGGGAAUAUUCUCGUAUAAGACAUUUGUUUGAGGAGGCUCCCUACUAUGAAAGCGCCCAUCGAGACCAAACAGAGAUGGUGGAAGGGGAAAUUAAAGACAAUCCAAGCCAAGAUGUAGCUGAAAAAGAGCUCCUUCCUGGAUAUAGUCUGAACGAUGGCUUUAUUAACGAUGCUUCCAAUGUUGAUGAAACUGAUGAGGAACUAGUUCACGAGGAUGACUCAUACAAUGAGGAGCGGGACAGUGAAUAUCCACCCAAUGACAAAAACGUUAAAGGAGUAUUACAAGCAGCUAGCGGAUUUUUCGAAGAGAUGGACACAGGUGAGGCUUCAGCGCUGCAAAGUGAUGAAGAAACUAGCCAAGGUGUUGAAACCAUCAAAUCUUUGGCCAAUGCUGUUUCUGAUUUUGUUGAAAUGGUUGAUGAAGGUGGGUCAGACUCGCAUGACAGUGAUAGCAUCGAUGAAGUUGGCAAUGAGAACGAGAGCACAUCUUCUUUCAGAAGCGAGCAAAACAAUAUAGCUGAAGCGGCAACCCAAUUUGUUGAACAAAUGGAUGAAGGUGAAACUUUGGAAGAAGCAAGCGCAUUGGGUGAGGAGAAACAUGGUACUGUCUCGGACAAGAGAACCCCCAAUGCCGUUAAGUUUGCCGAUUUUGCUUCUAAGAGAUUGCAUUCAUUUGCGGAGGUAGUUGAAAGCCUUCACAGUUCAGUUGAACUGCAUGGACUGUCAGAGAAUGAAGACGAUGGAGAAUUGAUUACAAGUAUCAAUGUCGAAAUUUCACACGUACGUCCUUCAACAAGAAGAAGGAAAAGGAGAAAGAGUAUAAGGCAUCGUUUGCAAGCCAAUAGACCCUCUCUGGUGUUGCCUAUAGUGGAGCCAGAGAUUGCAGUGUUACCUGUGCCUGUGUCUGUGCCUGUGCCUGUGUCUGUGUCUGUGCCUGUGCCUGUGUCUGUGCCUGUGCCUUUGCCCGUGCCCACGCCACCAUUGGAGCCAGUUGUCGAGAAAGACAUAAUUGAAGAGGAAUCUACCUUCGAUUCAAGAUACAGUAGCCCAAGCAUGGAGAGUAAAAGUGAGUUACCCGAUGCAUAUCAAGAUGUGGUGAAACAUGGGGUUGAUGUCAAUGAUGCCAAUUCCGUGGUUACCUCCGCCCACGUAAGUGAACUACCAGACGAGCCAACAACUGGUCACGUCUCAGAUGAAAUACAAGCGACAUUGGAGACUAUCACUCGUAUGGACACCACACAACCAUCACUUGAGUUUACGGAAAUCACUGCCCUGCCAAUACAUCGACGCAACCCAUCAAAACGAAAGGCACGUUCACGGAGGCGGAGAAUACUAGGUUUGGACUUGAGUGAAAUCGAGCGGUUCGAGCCUAUGAACGUUUUUGAGGAACAACAUGUUAAUGAAACUGGGGAGAACGAGUCAGACUCUAGGGGCAGGAAAAGAGUGGCAUCAAAUGAUUUGUUGCGUCAAUCAUCGUUUACCACUAUGGAUCAUCCUGCGUCUCGUACAAGAUCAAAGUCGCCUUUGAAAAAAAAACGAAAAAAUUGA
This is a messenger RNA of Lodderomyces parapsilosis, 5541 nucleotides long. RefSeq lists its product as uncharacterized. The record is from RefSeq and is a predicted model, not a curated record. The transcript has a single exon. Bases 1 to 5541 code for a protein of 1846 amino acids. NCBI's taxonomy places the organism in Eukaryota, Fungi, Ascomycota, Pichiomycetes, Serinales, Debaryomycetaceae.